UUAUAAUAUUACACAAAAAUAAAUAAAUACAAUUUAAACUAUUUUUGAUCAAAUAAAUGCAGCCUUUCUGAGCAGAGAAGACCUUUGACCCCAAACAUUGGACCGCUAGUGUCCCCUCUCAUCAUGAGCGUCUCCUCUGGAUAUCAUCUGGACGUUUCGGCUGUGUUUUCUCCCAGAGGUGUGGCCCGUGUGUGUCAGCUGACACUGGGCUGCACGAUCGUCUCAUUAGUGAUCCACAGCGCCGGUUACAGCGCCACCUAUGGGACCUUCUGCAUGGCGGUCUGGACGAGCUGCUUCGCCCUCAGUGCGGUGGUGCUGGUGCUGGAGGUGACCCGUCUGCAGACGAGUCUCCCGGUGUCCUGGGAGAACCUGACAGUGACGUUAGCAUCUCUUGCCACACUGCUGCUGCUCACAGCAUCUGUCGCAUAUCCUGCAUUCUUCGUGCGCGCUAACGACUGUCCAUACAACAACUGUGAGGUCAGAAACUUCCGGAUUGCUGUGAGCGUGUGCUCGUGGGUGGCAUGUAUUGCGUAUGGGACAGAGGUGUUCCUGUCACGAGCCAAAGCGGGACGCAGCGGGAGCUACAUGGCGACGACACCUGGCAUCCUGAAGGUGGCGCAGAUCUUCGUAGGAUGCGUUAUUUUCGCGUUGCUCACCGACAGGACAGAUUUCAAAUGGCACGCGGCGACGCUGUACUGCGCAGCGGUGUUCGGCGUGUGUUUGUCCGGGACCGUCCUGCUGGUGGCGCUGGUGGUGUCGGGGCGGAGCGCAGCGAUACGGAUCCUCCGGAUGCCGUUCGAGCGGCUCGCUGUGAUCUACACGUUCGCCGCGGUGCUGCUGUAUGUGAGCGCUGCGGUGCUUUGGCCCGUCUUCUGCUUCGACAGGAAGUAUGGCGCCCCGCUGCGGCCGCAGGGCUGCCCGAGGGGCAAGUGCUCAUGGGAUGUGAAGCUCGCCGUCGCUGUGAUGAGCUUCGUAAACCUCGCGCUUUACAUCGCAGACCUGGUCUGUUCCCACAGGAGCCGUCCAGCGGCGCAGCCAUCCCGGGUCUGAGCAUCAUGACACUGACGAUGAAACUGCCGGAUUACUGUAUACAUGAUAACAACAUGGAACAUCAAGUCUUGAUUAUCUUCUGAAAUAAGAGCACAAAGCAUUCCUGCAUUCUGCCUGGUUGACAUGAAUGUUGAUUAACAAACCCAUGGAAGCCCUGGAACUCAUGAGCGGUGUGCAGCAGCUGGAGGGGUUUUGUCCGUCAGCAGAUCUGAAUCUGAAUCUCCUGCAGGACGUGAGGCUGAAAGCAGCAAACUCAGCACAUCAGCGCUGCAUCUGCAGAUCCUCCUUCACGCCUUCAUCCUCAAACACUUCUCAUCCGUUUGUCAUCUAGGCACGGCUAUUAUUCAUCCGUCCUCGACAUUCGUCUUUCCUGGAAAACUAUAGAGGAGCAGGAGCAUCAAUGCUGUUGGGAGACGGAGAACAGUAAAACAUUCACAUCAGAUAAAACACUGAAUCACACUGCGUUUUACACACUCGUCUUGCACAAAAAGUACUAUUUAUUUUGCAUCAGGGUUAU
Molecule: messenger RNA, 1567 nt
Organism: Carassius auratus (goldfish)
Lineage: Eukaryota; Metazoa; Chordata; Actinopteri; Cypriniformes; Cyprinidae
Product: myeloid-associated differentiation marker-like protein 2
Exons: 2
Coding region: 124-1050 (308 amino acids)
Cellular component (GO): membrane
Source: RefSeq, a predicted model, not a curated record